Molecule: messenger RNA, 2071 nt
Organism: Daldinia loculata
Lineage: Eukaryota; Fungi; Ascomycota; Sordariomycetes; Xylariales; Hypoxylaceae
Product: Nitrilotriacetate monooxygenase component A/pristinamycin IIA synthase subunit A
Exons: 8
Coding region: 520-1959 (479 amino acids)
Molecular function (GO): monooxygenase activity; oxidoreductase activity, acting on paired donors, with incorporation or reduction of molecular oxygen
Source: RefSeq, a predicted model, not a curated record
GCACCCAGUGAUGUAGUAUAACCCACCCUAUUAAUUCCAGUUAGGAAGACAUCUCCCGACAAUAAGGUAAAAGCGCGAUAAUUACCCCGUUCUAAACAAUCUAUAAUGCCCGGUGUACGACUCUGCUAGACCGACCUAUACGAUUAGCCCAAGCCCAAUAGGUAGGUCUCUUCCCCGCCUUGCUUUGACGUCUCCUUCACCGGCGCGCAAUAAACAUCGCGCGUAACCCUAUAUAGGUAGGUUGGACAACCCCGCCCAAGCUCUAUUGCGUGAUCGAGCAGGUCGUGUUGCGUGAUCGCAGCCAAGCACGUCGGAACGCUAUGGCACAUGCGCACCCGGUAUUGACGUGAUAUCACGUCGUCGCUAGCGGCGGGCUACUCCGCCGGCCCUCGGAGACGGGAUGGGUUGGUUGGUUUUGACAUAGCCGUAUAUCUAUGUUAAGAAAUAGAUCCGGACCAUUAUUAAUGAAUCAAUCAAUCAGUCAUUGCGUGCUGAAUUAGUAAGGUGAGAGAGACAUACAUGAUGAGCAGCGACGCAAAGCCGAAGAAGAGCCUCGUGCUCAAUGCCUUUGUUAUGAUGGCUAGCGGGCAUCAAUCGCCGGGUCUGUGGAGGCAUCCGGACGACGAGUCGUGGCGCUUCAAUGAAGUAUCCCACUGGGUUGAAUUAGCGAAGCUGCUUGAGAAGGGGAAGUUCCAUGGCAUCUUCAUUGCUGAUGUCCUUGGGGGGUACGAUGUCUAUAGGGAUUCUUUAGAUCCCGCAAAGGUAUCGGGGGCUCAAUGGCCGACUAAUGAACCCCUUUCUGUGAUUUCUGCCAUGGCGGCGGCGACCAAGAGCAUUGGGUUUGGCGUCACGGCUUCGACUACGUAUGAGCAACCGUAUCAUUUCGCCAGACGCUUGUCAACAGUUGAUCAUUUAUCUAAAGGACGACUAGGUUGGAAUAUUGUCACAAGCUACCUUGACUCGGCCGCGAAGAACUUAGGCUUUGCAGAGCAACCAAAACAUGACGAUCGCUACGCGCAGGCCGAAGAAUAUCUCAAGGUCAUCUACAAGCUCUUAGAGUCGUCAUGGCGAGACGAUGCAGUGAAACUAGAUCGCGAGUCGGGUAUCUACACCCAGCCUGACCUAGUACGGCCUAUAAAUCACCAAGGCAAGUUCUUCACAGUCCCCGGACCGCAUAUCUGCCAGCCAAGCCCGCAAAGAACGCCGCUGCUUCUCCAAGCAGGCACGUCUCGCGCCGGAAAGCAGUUCGCGGCCCAACACGCCGAGGCCAUAUUUGUAUCAGCUCACGCUCCGGAAGUAUGCGCAAAGAACAUAGCGGAAGUACGAGAGUUAGCCAAGACCACAUAUGGUCGAGACCCGACGAAUAUCAAGGUCUUAGCACUGGUAACGCCGAUCCUGGGGCGGACAGAAGAAGAAGCUCAAGCAAAACUAGCCGACUACCGAAAAUACGCCUCGCAUGAAGGAGCUCUUGCUCUAUUUGGUGGAUGGACGGGUAUCGACCUUGACAAGUACGGGGACGAAGAGGAACUAAGACACGUUGAAAGCAAUGCAGUGCGAUCUACCGUCGAAGGCUUUGCCAGAUUCUCGCCGAAAACAUCAAAAUGGACCAAACACACGAUAGCAGAGCACAUCGCCAUCGGCGGCAACGGGCCCCUAUUCGUCGGGACGCCGUCGCAAGUAGCAGACGGUCUCGAGACCUGGGUUAACGAAGCCGACGUUGACGGAUUCAAUUUCGCAUAUGUACUCUUCCCCCAAUCCUUCAAGGAUAUCGUUGAGCUUCUACUCCCCGAGCUUCGAAGCCGAGGCUUGUUUUGGGACGACUACGCGGUACCUGGAGGGACGUACAGGGAGAACUUCUAUCAGAAGCCGGGGCAGACUGGCCCGCUUGAUGAGCACAUUGCUUCCACGUACAGGUGGAAGGCGGGUGUUCCGUCAGAGCAGCAUGUGAUUCAAGAUUGAGUCACGGAGGCUCAUAAGCAAUGAACCAUAGGUCUACGAUGUCAAUAGGACGAGGCUGUGCGAAUUGGGAUCACUGUCUCACUACGAGGAAAGUAAAGGACUAAUACCAUGU